CGUGCGGCUGAAGAGAUGAGCCUGCCGGCCAGCAGCGAGCUGCUCUCCCUGGAGAAGGGCUCCAGGCACCGCUGCUCCUACAGCAACGGCUCGCCGUUCGCCACCAACAAGCCCAUCGACAUCAAGACCAGGCGCCGAUGCUUCGAUGUGGACAAUGGCACGUCCUCGGGAAGGAGUCCCCUGGAUCCCAUGACCAGCCCGGGGUCGGGCCUCAUCCUCCAGGCCAACUUCGUGCACAGUCAGCGGAGGGAGUCCUUCCUGUACCGCUCCGACAGCGACUAUGAGCUGUCCCCCAAGUCCAUGUCCAGGAACUCGUCCAUCGCCAGCGACAUCCAUGGGGAUGACCUGAUUGUAACACCAUUCGCACAGGUCCUGGCUAGUUUGAGAACCGUGAGGAAUAACUUUGCCACAUUAACCAACUUGCAGCAAGUUGACAGAGCCUCAAACAAACGGUCACCCAUGUGUAACCAGCCCCCAAUCACAAAGACCUCCUUCACAGAGGAGGCCUACCAGAAGCUGGCCACAGAGACGCUGGAGGAGCUGGACUGGUGCCUGGACCAGCUGGAGACCCUGCAGACCCGCCACUCUGUCAGCGAGAUGGCCUCCAACAAGUUCAAAAGAAUGCUGAACAGGGAGCUCACCCACCUCUCGGAGAUGAGCCGCUCCGGAAACCAGGUCUCAGAGUUCAUAUCAAACACAUUCUUAGAUAAGCAGCACGAUGUGGAGAUGCCCUCUCCCCAGUCUCAGAAGGAGAAGGACAGGAAGAAGAAGCCCAUGUGUCAGAUCAGCGGUGUGAAGAAGCUCAUGCACAGCACCAGCCUGACCAACUCCAACAUCCCGCGCUUCGGCGUCAAGACCGACACCGAGGACUCGCUCGCCAAGGAGCUGGAGGACGUUAACAAAUGGGGCCUUAAUGUUUUCAAAGUCACAGAGUUUUCGGGGAACAGGCCUUUAACGGUGAUGAUGUACACAAUCUUCCAGGAAAGGGACUUGCUAAAAACCUUCAAAAUCCCCUUAGACACCUUUAUAACCUACCUGAUGACCUUAGAAGACCAUUACCAUGGAGACGUUGCGUACCACAACAACAUCCAUGCUGCUGACGUCGCUCAGUCCACACAUGUGCUGCUGUCCACCCCUGCUCUAGAGGCUGUGUUCACGGACCUGGAGAUCCUCGCUGCCAUUUUCGCCAGUGCGAUUCACGACGUGGACCAUCCUGGCGUCUCCAACCAGUUCCUCAUCAACACCAACUCAGAGUUGGCUCUCAUGUACAAUGACUCGUCGGUGCUGGAGAAUCACCACUUGGCGGUGGGCUUCAAGCUUCUGCAGGAGGAGAACUGUGACAUUUUCCAAAACCUGACCAAAAAACAAAGACAAUCCCUGCGCAAGAUGGUCAUCGACAUCGUCCUCGCUACUGACAUGUCCAAGCACAUGAACCUGCUGGCUGACCUGAAGACCAUGGUGGAGACGAAGAAGGUGACCAGCUCCGGGGUUCUGCUCCUGGAUAACUAUUCGGACAGGAUACAGGUCCUGCAGAACAUGGUGCACUGCGCGGACCUGAGCAACCCCACCAAGCCGCUGCAGCUGUACCGCCAGUGGACCGACCGCAUCAUGGAGGAGUUCUUCAGCCAGGGCGACCGCGAGCGCGACCGCGGCAUGGAGAUCAGCCCCAUGUGCGACAAACACAACGCCUCGGUGGAGAAGUCCCAGGUGGGCUUCAUAGACUACAUCGUGCACCCCCUGUGGGAGACGUGGGCCGACCUGGUGCACCCCGACGCCCAGGACAUGCUGGACACGCUGGAGGAGAACCGGGACUGGUACCAGAGCACCAUCCCCCAGAGCCCCUCCCCCACCAGCGACGACCCCGCCGAGGGGCGGCCGGGGGGGGCCGACAAGUUCCAGUUCGAGCUGACGCUGGAGGAGGACGGCGAGUCGGACAUGGAGAAGGACAGCGGCAGCCAGGCCGAGGAAGAGGAAGAGGAGGAGGAGGAGGAGGACAACAGCUGCAGUGACUCCAAAACGCUUUGCACUCAGGACUCUGAGUCCACCGAGAUACCCCUGGACGAACAGGUGGAGGAGGAGGAGGAGGAGGAGGAAGAGGAAGAGGAAGAGGAGCUGGUGGGGGCGGGCGUCUCCACCGAGCCUUGUGCUGUGGUCGAGGAGGAGGAGGAGGAGGAACAGCAGGAGGAAUAGCACCCUGCCGACGCGCAACAGGGCAGCCUCUCGAAAGGAAAACUGUCGUAUUAAGUAACAGACAAAUGACACAUAAUAAUAAUAAUAAUAAUAAUAAUAAUAAUAAUAAUAAUUUCUGGUUUGUUCUAUGAAAGUUCCAAAGCGCACGUUGCACUCCACAACCCUUGGCCACUCCUCACGCUCCUCAGCAGAGCAGGGUAACCAGCAGCUCGCUGGUACUUCUACCAUUUUGCACUCAGGAAUAUUUAGUCGUUUAUUAUUUUUUUUGUUUGGUUUUUUUUUGUAGGUGUUUGUUUGUUUUGUUUUGGGACUGAGGUUUGUUCUCAUUGAGUCUGACCUUUCGAGGUCACCAAGAUGACCUUGUUCCUCCCUCCUAACUGCACGCUUGCCCCCCACCCCCCCUUUUUUUUGCAAACAGAACUGAAGUGUUCCUGAAUCUGCAUUAACACUCUACAGAUGGAGCAAACGGUGAAAAUCAGUGAUUGUUUUAUUUGUUUUUGUUUUAUUUCGUUUUUUUUUUUCUCUCAAAAUCAGUUACAAUACUAUUGGUGGAAAGUGCUGAGCUGCAUUCUGAUUGGAUGCCCAAUGGAUGCCCCUGGGGUAGGGUGGGGUGGGGGAAAUUGCCAUGGCGACUGGUGAUCAUGCAGAACGUCAGGAGCGAGGUUCUGUGUGGAUUUAUCGAGACACUUUUCUAAUUUCAAGUCUUCCUUGAAACCUGACUGAAAAAAGAAGCGUACAGCCCUGAAGCUGUUUUGACCUCUUGAGUUUUUUGUAUUGUAUGUAAGAUGGAGAUCUUUUGUAGAUUUUACUUUUGUUAUUGAAAAAAAAAAAAAGAAAAAUCGUAUGGAUACAUUACUGUAUAUUUAAAAGAAUCUUUGAAAAUUUCAUCUGCCAUUUGCUUUUUUGUAUUUUUAUUUUUGUUUUAUUUUGUAUCGCGUGACUCGCAGGCGUGCUGUGGGAUGUGAACGGCACCCUGGGAAAUGUGGUUUCACUGUGUGUAUUUUUUUAACUCUCUGCAGGAUAGCUCGUGACUUUGACACAAUUGUUUUGAUUAUUGUUUCUAUCAUUUUAAGUAAGCGGGUUAUCAUCAGUUCAGAGGGCUUUUGAUUGAGAGGAUGUAUCUCUAAUUAUGUGCGUACGACCACCAUAUUUUAUGAGAUUCAAUUCGCCUUUGACUUUGACAAGUCACUGAUGCCUACAAAAACUUAAACUUCUGUGAUAUGGUGAAUCUUACAAUGGAUUGUAAGGAAAAACACUUUGGGUUGCCCUCUCUGCCUAAAUGCUAUCAGCUUACCUGUGUACUGUGCAUAAACCACACAGUGUUAUUAUUCGCACACAAUCAAUGCUUGUCAUAAUCAGUUAAGAACAGUUACUCCCUUUUUUGUGUUUUGCGUUAUGAUUGAGUUUUGAACAUGGAUAAGCGCUUACGUUUUGGCGGUAAUGGAAAAGUAGAACCCCCCCCCCUUCCCUCACAGGAGCCCACAUGACAAUCAGUCACAGAGGUUAGAUUCAAACGCAGGGGUGGGGGGGUGGGGGUGCUGUGGGAGGGGCUUCUUGUGAUCGAUGCACCAGUACUCACAGAUUGACAGUUUUUCCCGUUUUCUUUGCCAAAUCUGCACCCUGUAUGCUGGGCUUGCAAACGGCUGUGCACACUACCACCAUAUUCAGCAAAGUGGCUUCUGUUUUCUUCUCUUAAAUAGUUUAAUUCGGUUGUGUUAUUCUAUUUUUUGUGUGUCACUGUUUUGCCAUAAUUUAAAAAUGGUACUGUAGAUCAUUUACUGUAGCUGAUAUAACAUUAUCGACUCGCAAGUUACUGUAACAUUACCUUAACGUUACCCAAACAACUUUUUCCCUGGUCACAGUGAGAGUAUGUACAUAGAACAAAGGUAUCUUUUUAAGAAGAUAUUAAUGAAAAAAGCAAAACAAAAACUUGAAUGAAUCUGGCUUUUAAAGAGUGCUUACUGGUUAAAAAAAGAGCUUAUUUUUAAAUGUGUUAUUUUUAAAUUAUUUUAUUUCAGUGCCAUGCUUUUUUUUCUCACCAGACAACCUUACCUGCAAUGGAGUUUUCUUGUUUGUCUCUGUUUACAACCAUGUAUUUAUUGUGCUGUACAUACAAUGUAAUGUUUAUUGUAAAUGACCGAUUCUUACUCUAUAUCAUCCCUUAUGGAGAUGGUGUUGUUGUACUUGGAUAACUCUUGUUGAGAGAAUGUUUAUUAUACAUACCUAUUCAAAUGUAAAGUUGAGCUUCUGUAACACGUCACCUUAGAGCUUGUUUAUGGAGAAGCGGGGAAAGCCAAACGAUAUUAUGAAUUUAAAUUUUUUUUUAAAAAGCCGCAGGUUGUUGGCCCCAGGGCUGUGCCUUAACUUUGAACAAUGUUUUUAGUUUCAUGCUUUUUCUGUUAUUUCCUCUUCCUGUUUACUGCGUUAGAAGAGAUGGGCAUUUCUAAGCCCCGCCCUCUGCCUCAUUG
Molecule: messenger RNA, 4658 nt
Organism: Anguilla anguilla (European eel)
Lineage: Eukaryota; Metazoa; Chordata; Actinopteri; Anguilliformes; Anguillidae
Product: cAMP-specific 3',5'-cyclic phosphodiesterase 4D-like
Biological process (GO): signal transduction
Cellular component (GO): cytosol; nucleus; perinuclear region of cytoplasm
Molecular function (GO): 3',5'-cyclic-AMP phosphodiesterase activity
Source: RefSeq, a predicted model, not a curated record